Molecule: messenger RNA, 402 nt
Organism: Mycena citricolor
Lineage: Eukaryota; Fungi; Basidiomycota; Agaricomycetes; Agaricales; Mycenaceae
Source: the annotation of a GenBank genome assembly
GUCGAAAGCUUGACUGAACUAGCAUCUGCCAGCCGAUUCCAACGAGACUGCGAUGAAGUCACACGGAUGCGUGCCAGAUUAUCGUGCGCUGGAUUAACUAAAGUGAUGUAUUGGAGAUUUGACCAGUCGUUGUGCGGCAUGCUGGAUGAACCGUUCCAACGAGAUGUGACCGACCUCGAGAAUCCGAGCUUGACAGAGCUUUGCGCCACCCUCACUGAUCCUGACUCUGAUUCUGGGGACGAAUUUGACCCGGACGAGGACGGAGAAUUCCCAGAUGAUGAAGCGGAUGAUACUGUUUUUAGUCGAAUGUUUGGCCCUGACCCACCGGACAAAAGUUUUUAUCAUCUUCCACCUGUAUAUUCGCGGGACAUUCAAGUACUGUACCGUGCCAAUCAAAUCGUC